Molecule: messenger RNA, 1671 nt
Organism: Psylliodes chrysocephalus
Lineage: Eukaryota; Metazoa; Arthropoda; Insecta; Coleoptera; Chrysomelidae
Source: the annotation of a GenBank genome assembly
CUCUGACUUUUCUACCAAAAUGUUUAACCUAUGUUUGCUCGCAUUUAUUUUUGCGUUAACCAGUGCUCAAAAUGUAGAUCCACGUUGCAAAGUUACCAAAUUCUCUCAAGUAGCAUCAGCGGUAGGCAACUGCACUGAUAUUGUCUUAAAUAAUCUAGUGGUACCUGCUGGAGAAACUUUAGAAUUGUACUUGAAACGUGGAGCCACCGUUACAUUCGAAGGAAUUACACUUUUCGAACACACGCCAUGGUCAGGACCUUUGAUUAGGGUUAAAGGUCAAGCAAUUACUGUUCAGGGUGCACCAGGUUCGUUGCUAAAUGGACAAGGUGAACUGUACUGGGACCAUAUUGGUGACUUUGGACCUAAAAAACCGCAGUUCAUGAAAAUAGAAGCAUCGGAAGAUUCAGUAUUCAGAAAUCUCAAUGUAUUAAAUUGUCCACACCAUUGUAUCUAUAUUGGAAUAUCCGAUAGAGUGACUCUAACUGGUUGGAUUAUAGACAAUUCCUAUGGGGAUCAUAACAACUUCACAGGACACAAUACGGACGGUUUUGAUGUUUCGGGAGCAACAAACCUCAUCAUCGAAAAUAGCCAAGUUAUCAACCAAGACGAUUGCGUUGCCAUCAGACACGGAGCGAACAUCCUUGUCAGAAAUAUGUACUGCUCCGGAGGUCAUGGAAUCAGCAUUUCUGUCGGUUUCAGCUACUUUAACUAUACAGAAAACACGUUGUAUAAUGUAACGGUGCAGGAUUCUGUUAUUGUUCGUUCUGCUAACGGAAUUCACCUCAAAACGCAUUCUGAUGCUUAUAAAGGAGAGAUGAAGAAUAUUACUUACAAAAAUAUAUAUUUAUCAGGUCUGCAGAAUUAUGCUAUUAACGUCCAACAAGAUUACGUGAACGGCAGUGCUACCGGCAUACCCAGCAACAACAUCCCGAUACAUGAUUUCAAUUUAAUGAAUAUCGUAGGAACUUUUGAUGAAGAAGCAGAUGGUACCUUGCCUGUCUACAUUAACUGCGGUAAAGGAAGCUGUGACGGUUGGAACUGGUCUGGAGUAGAGCUAACCGGAGCUACAAACAGCAGUUUUUGUAAUAAUUACGAGCCGAAAGGAUAUCCGUGUCUUUCACCUAGCGAAUAAUAAAACAACCUUUAAACAAACCUGUCUAUAAUAUUUUUAAAAUAAAGAUACAAAAUUAUAGAUAAAUACCUUUUAUUUUUGUGUUACCUAGCCUAAAUGAUACCCCAGUAUAUACUUUAAAAAUUUAACAAGUUGAUAAAAUUAAAAAUAAAAAGUGUAGACUAGAAAUAAUUGAGAUAAAACUAAAUGAUUUUUAAUAUUGUACAGAGUGAUACUUAAAUUUUAUUUAGAAUAUUACAAUAAAUGUUACUUAGUUGGUUUAUGUCAGAUUUAUAAUUAAUAGUGUUUUUAGUUUUAUUAAUGUAGUACAUUUCCAGAAAUAACCUAUUCUUGUGUCCACUGUCCGAAAGUUUGUUUAAGUGUAAUGCUGUUUUUAUUUAAAAUUUUAUUCGAUUGACUCAAAUCCUGUAAGUAGUAAUUUUAAAUUAUUUUAUUAGUGUAUUGUUUCAUUUAAAAAUCUUGUAGUUCGCUCCUGAUGAAGCUAUUAAACAAUGGCGAAAUAUUGAGCAAGUAAGGAAAAGAGUUUUAUUUCUUAGGAC